UGCUGCUGCAGUUGAGUUCACUUCUUGCCCGCGUUGUAGUUUCGGACGAAACAAGAAAUUAAACAAAAAUGUUUAUCGCUUAUUAUUUCGGAGUAUUAAUUUGUUGGAUGGUUCUGUGUCACGCCGCAGUUUUAAGAAAAACUGAUGAACUAGAUGACGAAUUAUCUGCAUUCCGAAAUAAAUUUGUGCGAAACAAAACUACUGCGGAAAUUGAGCAGGAAAAAGGGAAGGACUUCUGGAGAGCUAGUGCCAUAAAGGCUCUCAAUGACAGGCUACAUCAGAAACUUAAUUUAAAUCCGGCCAAGAACGUGAUACUCUUUCUAGGAGAUGGUAUGUCAAUACCUACCAUCGCCGCCACGAGAGUGUACUUGGGUGGUGAAGAAAUGCACCUGUCGUUCGAGAACUUCCCUUACACCGGUAUAUCUAAAACAUAUUGCGUCGAUCAUCAAACCGCCGAUUCCGCUUGUUCAGCGACUGCGUUCCUGGGUGGGGUCAAAGCCAACUUGGGCACCGUCGGUGUGACAGCAGCGGUCGAAAAGAAAAACUGUACCGCCAUGAAUUUACCGGAGAACCAAGUGGACUCGGUCGCCAAGUGGUUCCAAGAGUGUGGCAAGCGCACUGGAUUUGUCACCACAACUAGGGUGACACAUGCCACACCAUCAGCUCUAUACGCACACAGUGCCGAAAGACAUUGGGAGGUCGAUACUGACGUCAUUAACGACGGUAGAAAUUCAUCUAUUUGUUCAGACAUCGCAUACCAAUUAGUGUUCGGCGGUACUGGACGAAAACUGGAUGUUAUUAUGGGUGGUGGAAGGCAGUUAUUCUUGCCCAUGGAAUGGACCGACGAAGAAGGGUUCGCGGGGAAGCGGUCGGACAAGUUGAAUCUGAUAGACGAGUGGAUGAACCAGAGACAAGGGCUCGGAGCAAAGUUCGAAUACGCUUGGAACAGAGCUCAGCUCCUCAAUGUUUCGAACGAUACGCAAUAUCUUCUAGGGUUGUUCGAACCGCAACACAUGCAGUACAACCUCAUGCGUAACAUAGAAACCGACCCCUCAUUGGAAGAAAUGACAGAGGCAGCUAUUAAAGUUUUGAACAAAGGUGACAGCGGAUUUUUCUUGCUUGUCGAGGGAGGAAGAAUCGACACCGCCCAUCAUUCCAGUUGGGCGCACAAGGCACUAGAUGAGACUGCAGAGUUUUCCAAGGCCAUAGCCAAAGCAGUGGAACUAACUAAUGAAGAAGACACACUUAUAGUAGUGACAUCGGACCACGCUCACACUAUGAGCUACGCGGGUUACGCUGCUAGAGGUAGUGACGUUUUCGGCUACGCAGGAACUGCGAGCGAUGACAAGUACUAUUCGAUUUUAAACUACGCAAAUGGUCCGGGAUAUAAACCAAUGAGCGACUUGGGGGAUAGAUACGUGCCCAGUGAAGAGGAAAUGAAUGACGUCCACUUCAGUUUUCCGUCAACUACCCCAAUGAAAUCCGAAACCCACGGCGCUGACGACGUCCCUAUUUAUGCUAGAGGUCCUUGGGCUCACCUGUUUACCGGUGUCAUGGAGGAGAACGUUAUUCCAUAUCUUAUGGCAUACGCGGCUUGUUUAAGUAGGGGCGCUGAAUGUGGCAGUUAUCUUAAGAAACUGCGGGUCUAAGUGUGUAGAUAGUAGGUUUUUCGUAAUGGAAAGUUACAGAUAUUUUCCGUGAAAAUUCCGUUUUCAAUUAAGCACGUUGGUGGAGAUGCGUUGCUCUGGCAUUCAUAAAAAAUGAGAACAGUUUGUCAUGGAAACCAUGUCAAGUUCUCCGUUGGAGAUGAGCAUCCUGCCUUUCGCGUUGACUGUGAUAUUAUACGAUACUUUUCUAUUGUGGGUAGUUAUAUUAUAUUAUAUUUUCAAUUCUAGUGCAUGGAUAAUGUUGUAUAACCGUGUAAUUCAAGAGAGAUAAUA
This is a messenger RNA of Cylas formicarius (sweet potato weevil), 1940 nucleotides long. Its product is annotated as alkaline phosphatase-like. Gene Ontology annotation, molecular function: alkaline phosphatase activity. Gene Ontology annotation, biological process: dephosphorylation. NCBI's taxonomy places the organism in Eukaryota, Metazoa, Arthropoda, Insecta, Coleoptera, Brentidae. The transcript has 8 exons. Bases 69 to 1649 code for a protein of 526 amino acids. The record is from RefSeq and is a predicted model, not a curated record.